AUGGAGCUGCAGAGCCGGCCCGAGGCGCUCGCCGUGGAACUCGCGCGCCACCAGAACGGCGACCUCAAGAAGCAGCUCCACGACAGGCAGCCGCGGAUCGCCGCGCUCGGCGACAAACAAGCUUUGGGAACCAUCACUGCAGUGCCUGUCACAGGUCCUCAGGUGAGCUCCUUGCAGAGGUUGGCCGGGCAAGGAGCGGCAGUGCUACCUCAGGUUAGGCCAAAGACUCUGAUUCCAGACAGCCUCCCCAUCACCCCAGGCCGGGACCGGCCACCCAAGCAGCCCCCAACAUUCCAGAAGGCCACCGUGGUCAGCAUAAAGAACCCCAGCCCUGCCCUCCCCACUGCCAACAACACCGUCAGCCAUGUGCCAACGCCCGGUAGCCAGCCCCAGGCCCUCGCCGAGCCCGCUGCCCUCACCUCUCCCCUGAGCAGCGCCGGGGUGGCCUAUGCCAUCAUCUCCACGUCCCCCAGCAAUGCCGCCGCCAUCGCCCCCAGCACCGCCGUGUCCGUGGUCAGUGACAGCAUCAAAGUCCAGCCCCUCCUCAUCAGUGCCGACAACAAGGUCAUCAUCAUUCAGCCUCAAGUGCAGACGCAGCCCGAGAGUCCGGCGGAGUCACGGCCGCCCACGGAGGAGCCAUCUCAGGGAGCUCAGGCCACCAAAAAGAAGAAGGAAGACCGGCCCCCAACCCAGGAGAACCCCGAGAAAAUUGCCUUCAUGGUGGCGCUCGGCCUGGUGACGACAGAACACUUGGAAGAAAUCCAGAGCAAGCGACAGGAGCGCAAGAGAAGAAGCACGGCCAACCCUGCCUACAGUGGCCUCCUGGAGACUGAGAGGAAACGGCUGGCCUCCAACUAUCUCAGCAACCCCCUGUUCCUCACAGCGAGAGCCACUGAGGACCCCUGCUGGAAGAAUGAGGUCACCCACGACGAGCACUGUGCCGCCUGCAAGAGAGGGGCCGGCCUACAGCCCUGCGGCACCUGCCCGGGGGCCUACCACCUUGGCUGCCUGGACCCGCCCCUCAAGACGGCGCCCAAGGGCAUGUGGCUGUGCCCCAAGUGCCAGCAGAAGGCCUUAAAGAAAGACGAAGGUGUGCCCUGGACCGGAAUGCUGGCCAUUGUGCACUCCUACGUCACCCACAAGACAGUCAAAGAAGAAGAGAAGCAGAAGCUGCUGCAACGAGGCAGUGAGCUGCAGAACGAGCAUCAGCAGCUGGAGGAGCAGGACCGGCGGCUGGCCUUGGCAGUGAAGAAAUGCCUGGAGCUUAAGACGAGCCUGCUGGCCCGCCAGAAGGGCACCCAGUCAUCCCUGGACCGCCUCCGGAGCCUUCUGAGACUGAUACAGGGCGAGCAGAUGCUCCAGGUCACCAUGAGGACCAGCAGCCCUGCCCCACUGCUGGCUGGGCCCUGGACCAAGCCCCCAGCAGCAGCCAUGCACUCCGCCUUCCAGCACCCCCCGGGCCACAACUGA
This is a messenger RNA of Cynocephalus volans (Philippine flying lemur), 1470 nucleotides long. RefSeq names its product PHD finger protein 21B (gene PHF21B). The record is from RefSeq and is a predicted model, not a curated record. NCBI's taxonomy places the organism in Eukaryota, Metazoa, Chordata, Mammalia, Dermoptera, Cynocephalidae. The coding region runs from base 1 to 1470 and encodes 489 amino acids. The transcript has 13 exons.